Messenger RNA from Contarinia nasturtii (swede midge), 866 nucleotides. It is a transcript of the gene mRpS26, whose product is annotated as probable 28S ribosomal protein S26, mitochondrial. The record is from RefSeq and is a predicted model, not a curated record. Gene Ontology annotation, cellular component: mitochondrial small ribosomal subunit. Lineage: Eukaryota; Metazoa; Arthropoda; Insecta; Diptera; Cecidomyiidae. The coding region runs from base 96 to 770 and encodes 224 amino acids. The transcript has 3 exons.
GUGUUUGACAUUUCUGCCAAGAAAGUAGAAAAAAAAAUCCACACAGAAAAAGGUUAUUUUCCAAAGUUUCGAUUUUCUCAAAAACAAAUAUAAAAAUGUUACGCGCCACAGUGAGAACAUUAAAUUUGAGCAAUCGAAUUUGCAAUCAAAAUAAUUUCAACAUCAGUCACAGUGAAUUAAAUAUUCAAAGUAUAAGACGAUGGCGUUACCGUAGACCGCUUGAAUUGGGAACAUCAAAAUCGAAAUUAUUUCGCAUACCAGAACAUCCAGAACCGAAUAUCGAUGAAUUGAAAGAGUUGAAGCGUUUGAAUGAUGAGUAUCGCACAAAAGUAAAAUCAAUUAGAACAUAUUUCCGUGAAGAGAAACACAAGCGCGAUGAAGCAAUGUUACUAAAACCACAGUCCAUAAAAGAUGAUGCUGAUUUUGAGCGAAUCUCUAAAAUAAACGACGAAUGGAAUCAGGGGAUUGCUAAAAUGCGAGAGGCCAGAUUGAACGCCGAACGCAUCGCAAUGCAACAGGAAAUCAAAUGGCAACUCGAAAAGCAACGAGAGUAUGAAGAAGAACAACGGCGUAUAAUCGACGAAUUGGUGCUUAAAGAAAAGGAAGCCGCCAAAUCGUUCAUUGUUCGUGAAAAUUUCGAUGAAGCGCUUGAUUUGGCACUUAAGAAUAUAAGUGAUUUUAACUAUGCCAUUGAUUUUGAAGGUAAUAUGUACAAAGGCAGACAAGGUGAAGCGAAAAAAUCAUUUGAAAUCGAAUCCGAAUUAGAAUGAAAAUGAAAUUUACAUCUUUAGUCAAUCAACUUCUCUGUUUUCAAGCGUCGUCAUAAGUAAUCAAAUAAAAUUCUAUACAACAUUUUAAAAAGUAAA